UAUGUCAGGCAGACAGAAUACUUCAGGUGAUUGAGCCUGUCCACCCCCGUGUAGACUCUAGUUGGUAUCGCCCAAAGUUGAAGGGUCACCCUCCCUGCGCAUGCGCACCAGUCUAAUUUUUUUGAGCAACCUGUAAACACCUUCGUGUUUUGCGUUGGUAUCAUGGGGUCUAGGCGUGAAAAGCAACGCGAUAGACAUCGUUCGAGGGCGCCUUCGGGUCCUAGGGCGACCGAGGAGAGUUCCAAGCGCGAACGUGGCGGUUCCCGGCGGCGUUCCAGCGGCAGGGAGCGCGAGGAAGGCGGGACAAGCCCGGGCGGGUCGGCGCACCAUGUGCGUGAAAACGACCGCCAUGACAGUCGUCAGAAGUCGUCUUCUCCGGCUAUGCCGGUUCUCAGCGCUGACGGAAGCCAGCAGGAAGGCGACGGCGAACAGAAGCAGCCGCCCACGGUUCAGCAAGACGGCAACUUGCCGUCUGACGGAGACAUAAGCAGUGGUGGCGGCGACGGAAGCAAGAAGACGCAUGAUAGCGAAACGGAGUUUUCGCCAACAAACGUCCGCAUCUCUGCCUUGGAGCAGAGUUUUGCGUCCAUGUCUCAGAGGCUAGAGGCGUUCCAGGAGCUGAUGUUAGCUCAAUUUGAGCAAUCUUCACCGAGGAAACGACGCAGCGCUCGUCCAGAGACGGCAGUUCCUGAGAAGCGCCGGAAGGAAGAUAGCGCUAGCGCCCGCAGUGGCAAGCAGCGCUCCCCGUCUCACGACGGGGCGGAAGGAGAGAGCGUCAGCGGUGACUCCGGCGAGCAUCCGGCGGUGGCAGUUCCUGAGAAACGCCGGAAGGAAGAUAGCGCUAGCGCCCGCAGUGGCAAGCAGCGCUCCCCGUCUCACGACGGGGCGGAAGGAGAGAGCGUCGGCGGCGACUCUGGCGCUAGCGACUCGGUGUGGAAGCCGUUCGACCCGACGAACAAGGACACCAUGCACUCAUGGGUAGCCGACGAUGUUGUCUUUUCUGAAGUAGAAAAGUACUUCAAGCAUGACCAGCAGCGCCGGGGUACAGACUUAGAGGCGUGGCAGCAGAAGUUCAGCAUGCCCGACAACGCUCCAUCCACGAUGGUUGCACCGAGUUUCAACGACAACAUAGCCAGGGCUGUCGUCGACAAUGACAAGAAGCAGGGUGAGCAGAUCAUUUCUCAUGAUAAGGCUCUAAAGAACAUCCAUUCGAACUUGGUGCAUAUUGGUACACCUUUGAUGAAUCUGUGGCAGAUGAUUCAGCGUUGUAAUAGUGAGAACUUUGAAGAGUUGCAGCUAGAGAUGAGUGACUGUGCUGGUUCAGCACUUGUGUUGCUGGGGUCGCUACAUUCUCAGUUGGCGUUCACCCGACGCACGUUCAUAGCAGAGUCAUCCCAGAAGAAGUUUAGAGACCUUUUCAAGGCAGCAUCUGAAGACCCAGAGUUCCUGUUCCCGCCUGACAUGGGGUCAAAGGCUAAGGACUUGUCGUCAGAGACGAAAGUGCUGGUUGGCAUGCUCAGCCAGGACGACCAGGGGAAGUCUUCAGUGCCGAGGCGUGGUGCUCGUCGCGGCGGCGGCAGAGCAACUGGCGGAGGGUUCAGCUACAGCUACAGAAACUCCCGCUACAUGCCACGGGCCAAUUAUGGCCAGUACAGUUACAGGGGUUCACAAACCCGACAGUUCUACAACCGCAACCAGUCCUUUCAGUCUAAGUCGGGGGACGGGAAGCAGAAGCAGUCCAAGUAACAGACACGGCUUCAGAGGGAGAAGCACGCCGGCGUUUGACCGAAUUUCAACAUGUACCCAACACUACUCAGCUACUUCACGGAGGCAGGCUAGCCCACUUCAUGCAGGAGUGGAGGCAGUUGACUUCCGAUCCUUGGGUUCUUCAGUGCGUCAGGGGGUACAGGUUGGAAUUUGCGAGAACGCCUCCGGUGCAACGACAUCUGCCAUCUUGUUGAGCAAGAAGUCCAGCUCAGAUAGAAGUUCUGAGCGGAGAGGUAGAGACUCUACUUGCCAAAGGGGCAAUAAAGGAAGUUCAGUAUCAACACAAUCAGUUUGUUUCAACUUUGUUUACA
Molecule: messenger RNA, 2078 nt
Organism: Branchiostoma belcheri (Belcher's lancelet)
Lineage: Eukaryota; Metazoa; Chordata; Leptocardii; Amphioxiformes; Branchiostomatidae
Exons: 1
Coding region: 163-1746 (527 amino acids)
Source: RefSeq, a predicted model, not a curated record